ACCUCUGUUCUCCGCCGCCGGUCACAGCACAACUCCACCACCGCUGUCGCUCCUCUGUCCUCUCCGCCGCCGUCACUGCACAACACAACCCCACACCACGCCUCUCAUCUACCACCGCUGUAGCUCCUCGCACGGAUCCAGGCAGAGCGCCCAUGGCGGAGGCCGCAAGUGCAGCUGGAGCGACGCCACUACUCCCUGGCCUCCCCGAUGAGAUCUCCAUCUGGGAGAUUCUCGUCCGCCUGCCCCCCAAACCCCUCCUCCGCUGCCGCGCCGUCUGCCCCGCCUGGCGCCGCGCCACCUCCGCCCGCGACUUCCUCCUCGCCCACCACGCCCGCCAGCCCGCCCUCCCCCUCCUCUACCGUCGCAGUGGCAAUGGCUCGUCCAUAGACAUCAUCCCCUGCGACCAUCAGGCAGCCGACGAGCUCCGGUCAGUUGCCCGACUUGAUGGCGCCCCCGGCAUCUUUCUGCAGGCCUGCUGUGACGGCCUCCUCAUCUUGGGCACAUGGAAUAAGACGGAUGAAGGCUACGCUAUGAUGGCCUCCAUCUGCAACCCGGUCACUCGGCAAUAUGCUCCCCUACACCAGCUUGAUGGCUUUACCUUCUUGGGGAUGUACCCACACUGCCCUACCGACGAGUACCGACUAUUGCUCUACCUGGCCCCGAGGUUCAAGGAUGAUGCUCAAAGUGGCUCCUACAUCUUCACGUUAGGCUCCGACCAGCCGCCGAGACACAUAGGGUGCCGUGAUGCCAAGGAAUUGCUGCAUUCCCCCAGAUCUGUCCAUUUUCAUGGUAGCCUGCAUUGGCAUACAGAGCGGCUAAUAAUGGUAUUUGACACCACCUCAGAGUCGUUCCGGCAGAUGCGCUCCCCAAUUGUUCCUGACCAUGUCAUUGGCGACCUGUUUGAGAUGAGUGACAUGCUUGGCAUGUUCAGUCUUAAUGCUGAAGAGACAAUUGUUGAUAUCUGGGUGAUGCUGGACUAUGAGAGCCAAGUCUGGGCCUCCAAAGGCCGGGUUGAGUUGCCGAUUUCAGGGAUUAGGUUGCAAUUAGAAAAGUUUGACACUUGGUUGGAUCUGGUGGCCGCAUCUUGGAACGGUGAUGACGUGCUCAUGAUGGUCAAAUUUGAAGACGACUCCCUACUUCAGAUUGACAUUGAUGGCAAGUUGGUUGCUAGUCUCCAUCGCCGAUUCCUCUGUCCUACUCGACUUCGGCUCAAACAGUCUCUAGUUUCACAUACCUUCUUUCCGACUCUAGAGGGUUAUGUUGUCAAUGCUUUGCCUUUCAUCUGACCAGAUGAUUAUGUUGUCAAUAUUUAGCCUUUGAACUGGGGGCAGCUAAGAGAGUUGGUGCUUCAUGUCGGCCUAGGUCUCCGUAUCCAUGUGAGCUGCAAUCAUCCAGUGGUUUCUCUUAAUACCACCGGUUACCUGUUUGUAGUAUCUGGUGAUACAUUUAGGGCUGAUUAUCCUCUUUGUUGGGCAACAACUCGAACCUAGAUUUCCGGAAGAGCUUGGAGUGCUGCUUGUUUAAAUGCAUGAUUGCAUCAUAGCCAACUCAGUGAAAUGUUCUGUUGCAAUCCAUUCUUCGUGUAUCCACUGCGUCUGGUUAGGUAUUCUGAUGUUUUGUUAUAAUUCUGCAUGUGUUGUUCAGCUGUUGCAUUGUUUCAGAUCAUCUCUACCAUUGUCAGGCUCAGGUCCCGGAUUGUGUUCUCCUUGAGACACUGUAAGUGUUCUUUUUCUCUUUAUAACCGGCGCAAGGCCAUAUCCGGUACCACUGGUAGAAUGUAGGUCGUCUCAAGCAUGACCUCGCUGGCUUUAGUGCCCUUGGCUUAUGGAUUAGAAAGAAAGCUGUACGUAAAUAAGGCCAUUAGAUUUAGUAGCUGCAGCUGGAGUGUGGUUGAAGCUGAAAGUAAGUUAAGAAAAGCAUAUGAACAACAGGGGAAAUACAAUUUGGAUAAACAUAGAAAAAAAUGGUGGAAAAUUUAUAGAUUGAAAAGAGAAAGAAAAGAAACUAGCAUUAAUUUUGAGGGAUGUUUAGCAGUACUUCCUGGGAUGAUCCUAGCUAGCAGCACUUCUGUUUCAGGUUGCCUAAGGGAAAUAUAAUAAGCCAUGCUUAUUUAGUGUAUAUGCAGAAAACAUUAUCUGCUUCUCGCUGAAACUGGGAAGACGCUGAACAUCCAGCACAAAAUCAAUAGUUGCUAUGUUGACAAAAUAUAAAACUCGUAAUAUUUAAAUCUGUCACCUCCACAGAAAUAGAUGCAAGCCCAGCCAGUUUCCAUUGCGGCGGCCUCGAUCCUAGUCAACUUCAGCCCAAGCAAUCUCUAGUUGACAUUCCUUCUUUCUGACACUAGAGUUAUGUCGUGAAUGUUCAUCCUUUCAUGUCAAAGAUGUUGAGUGUGCCGGUGCUUCUUAAAGGUCUAAAUGUUUGUAUCCUCGUGAGCUACCCUAUGUGAAUUUUACCCACUAGCUUCUUUGUUGAUGCAUAUAAAAAUAUGACCAAGAAGCUGUCACUGUUAUGUGGUUGCAUGGAAAAAAUAAAUGCUUGCUUUGAUACUCUUUCAGGUUGAAGAGAGUAUCUGUAUGUGUUGCCAAAUUAUGGUGCACAUUUGAACUUGUGGCAACUGACCUGUCUCAUAUCUCCAUUUUCUAAAGGAAGAAUUGACUUCACUGUCUUAGUUUGGAGAAGGGAUCAGCCUAAUGCUCCAUCUAUUGUGCUUGAUGCUAUCUUUUGUCUAUGUGCGAUUCUUCUUCCCUCGUAAUACUUAUUAGCAAUGAAAUCCGGUGCUUAUAUUUUGCAGAAAAUGUUUGGCUCAAAUUUUGCUCACUUCUAAAUUCCUGCGAUUGAAUCUUUGAACAUACACUCUGCCUUGUUCCCUGUUGGCUUUGUAAUUUUGCAGUUGUCUCGUUCUAGGCAAGAAACAGGGUAUAUUAUUCGCUUACCACUAGCCCGUGGAGCUGCUGCAUGUUGUGGCUGGGCUUGGAACAGGGUAUGAGUACACUGUUUCAUCUUUCUUUUUCGUAAUACUCGUUGGCGUCUAUGCGUCAUCCAUUGUACUGAUUGCUCUUUUAAUUUGUCCCGCAUUGGAUUUAUGGAGAAUUUGUAGUGCAAAAUGCUAUUAAUAAGAGCUUAAGUAGUGCUUUGCAUCUAAAAAUCUGCGACACAAAUUGUAGUUGCUGUUGCUCGGUGAGUUAGUUGCCAGUUUCCAUCGGAAAGUCCUCAAUAAUACUUGACUUUGCCUCAAACAAACUUUAGUUUCACAUACCUUCUUUCCGAAACUAGAGUGUUAUGUUGUGAAUGCUUCACCUUUCAUCUAAUCUAAUAGCUGUUGAGUGAGGUGGCGCUUCUGAAUGACUUGACUGCCAGUAUCCUCAUGAGCAUAAAGUUUGAGCCUGCAGACUUCUCUGUCGAUGCAUAUCAAGUUGUGGUCAAGAAGCGCUCUCCUGUUAUUUGGUUGCGUGAAAUCUAUGCCUGUUUUGAUACCAAAAUUACCAAGUCACUUUGGUGUGUUUGAAAGAUGUGUCAACUAGUCUGCCUCAUGUGUCAAUAUUAUUGAACUAGAACAUUAUUUUGCUAUUUUAUCUUCUUACUACUAUCUUCUGUAGUAAGCAAUCUAUUUGCUCAUGUGUCUAUUUCUUGACCUGAAAAUUUGACUUUGCCGUUUUAUCAAUGUCUUGUUUUUAUUAUUAGUGAAUAUCUAGUGUUAUUCUCAAUGCUGAGUAGUCAUUCUGUAGCAACCUACACGAGUUUCCUCUCAAUUCGGUCACUUGCUAUUUUCACGUGAUUGUUAGAAGUGCCUGGAGCAUGCGUGUGUGAGAUAAAUGUACAUAUUGGCGACAAAAUAUUUCGAUUGUGUGGUUACAGUUUACACUAUCGAUGCAAUAUCUAAGUUUGACAUCCAGAUUGAUGAUAUAUUCCAGUGUGUUUGAUUCAUCUGAAACAGGCUAAAGGUCUGUUCAACUUAAACUGUAUUCUCUGCUCUUUUUUCUUUUGCAGGAAAAACUGUAUUCUCUGCUUUUGGUUGCAAUAUUUUAGUUCUUCUGCUAGAGAUGUCUGACUGAUUUGCAUGCACUGCAGAUGCAGUAGAGCCGAUAGGCAAGAGCUGAAGUCUUCCCUUGCAACCAAACAUUGUACAUUGUGGCUAGCGCUGGCAUGCUUCCACGACUAGCAAUGAAAUUGUUACACCUGAAACGAAUAGGUGAUGCAACUUGCCCUGAAGUAGACAGGUGAUUGAUUACAUUUUGCAAGAGAUAAUGAAUAGAAGAGGGACAACGCAUAGCCCUAACACACCCCUCGUUCAUAUUUAAACUUCUUGCCCAAUACGCUAUUCAGAAGAAUAGCUGAGGUUCCUGAGCUGAGGAUCGAUUUGAUCCAACCAUACCAUCUUUGGUUAAAGAUAAUAUCGCCUCUUCCUUGAGAACCCCAUACAUGCAAAUCACGAUGUGAUUUCUCAAUUUGAUAUCCAAAGAGCAAUGUCAUGAUGGCUUGAGCAAUGUAAUGUAGUGCGCCAUUACCAAACCAAAAUUUGUGUAAACAAUUAGGAGUACAUCGGA
Molecule: messenger RNA, 4544 nt
Organism: Aegilops tauschii subsp. strangulata
Lineage: Eukaryota; Viridiplantae; Streptophyta; Magnoliopsida; Poales; Poaceae
Product: F-box protein At5g49610-like
Molecular function (GO): protein binding
Source: RefSeq, a predicted model, not a curated record